Molecule: messenger RNA, 2124 nt
Organism: Dermatophagoides farinae (American house dust mite)
Lineage: Eukaryota; Metazoa; Arthropoda; Arachnida; Sarcoptiformes; Pyroglyphidae
Cellular component (GO): extracellular region
Molecular function (GO): growth factor activity; cytokine activity
Source: RefSeq, a predicted model, not a curated record
GAUGAUGAUGAAAAUGACCAUAAUAUGAAUAAUAUGAAUGAUGAAUAUUUUGGUAAAACAUCCGAGAUAAUUAUUUUUGCUGAACCGGAACGCAUUAUAAAUGGCCAUAUUCUUGUCACAUUAAUGGCACCGGAUAAUUAUUAUAAAUUAAAUGUAUCACAAGCAAUAAUUUGGUUACGUUUAAUAUUAAAUCGUCGCCUAUUGAAUCGUAUGGAUCAACAAACACGAAUGAAAGUGUUGAAAAAAUCUGUUAAACUUUAUAUAUUCCGUGUAACGAAUAGUUCAUCAUCAUCAUCAUCACAAACUACUAUACGUACGACUACGACAUCAUCUUAUGAUGAUGAUGAUGAUGAUUCAGAUGAUUAUGGUCAACCUGUUUAUCCAACACCAUUUUUUCAAAAUCAAUCAUCAUCAUCAACGACUACCACUGAUGAUGAUGAUAAUGAUCAUAUUAAAUCACCAAAACGAUUAUCAUUUCAAUUAUUGGCUACACAUCGUUUAAAUUCAUUACGUCAUGGUUGGAUUAAAUUGAAUCUUACUCAAUCUAUUCGUGAUUGGUUUGAAAUGGCACAACAACAACAACAACAGCAACCACAAAUUCAAGGCGAUAAUGAAUCAGCAUCCAUUUCCGGUGAUCAUUUGAAUAAAUUAACAUUAUUGAUUGAUUGUGCCGGAUGUAAUGAUCUGUUAGGUAUUGAUUUAGGAAAUAUGACAACCUUAAUGGUUCGACAAUCACAACAACAACGAAAACAACAACAACAACAACAACAACAACAACAAUAUGGUGGAAAUAGUUCAAAAUCGAUAAUAUCGACCUUUUCUAAUCAUCAUUUUCAUAAUCAUUAUCACCAUCAUCAUCAUCAUCAUAAUAAUAAUUUAAGAAACUCAUCAUCAAAAACAACGACAACAACAAAAAAAUUAUCACGAAAAGGUCAACAUCGAAAACAUAGACAUUUUCGUCCAUUUUUAGUAUUAACAACAAAAAUUCGUUCAAAACGUCGUCAUCGUCGCCAUGCAUAUAAUUGUGAUGAUGGUAUACGACAAUGUUGUAAACAAUCAUUAUAUGUAAAUUUUGAAGAGCUUGGCUGGAAUGAUUGGAUUAUUUAUCCACGUGGUUAUCAUGCAAAUUAUUGUAUGGGUGAAUGUAUACAAUUACGUACACCGGAUAUGUUAGCAUAUUUUCAUUCACAUGUAUUGGAAGAAUAUCGUAUUAAAAAUCCAUAUGCAUCAAUAACACCUUGCUGUGCACCAACAAAAUUAUCAUCAAUUUCAUUAAUAUAUUUUGACCAAAAUCAUCAUAUUAUUAAAGCUGAUCUACCAAAAAUGGUUGUCAAUGAAUGUGGUUGUACAUAAUCAAUCGAUAACACUGGCUGACUGAUUGACUUUUAGCUCCCCCCAUACUGUAAAGAUUCUUUUUUUUUUUUUUGCUCUUCACUGUUUCCGUUUCCGCUGUUUAUUCGUUUAUUCAUUGAAAAUUCAAUUCCGGAGGUAAAUGGACAACCCCUCCCACUCACAAAAAAAAACAACCGAACAUGAGAAUUUAUUUUCAAGUAAAAAAUUUUGGCCGGAAAAUAAGUGUGUGUACACGCCACACACCUCUUAAUCAUCAUCACCAACAUCAUUAUCAUUACAAAGUUAGCAACAUUUUAUCACAGCGACCAAAAAGAAAAAAAAAUUGAAAAAAAUGAAAAAAAAAAUUUUAAAUUUAGCCUUAAAAAAAAUUUAUAUAUUAUUCUAAUUCAUUGUCCAAAGGACCAAAAAUCAAUACAUACAAUUGACCAAAAUUGACCCACCACCACCACCACCACCACCACCAUCAUCAUCAUCCCUGGUCACGAUAUAAUCAUCAUCAUCAUCAUUAUAUAAUUAAAACACCUACACACACACACACACACACAUUCCAUCAACAUUCUUCUUUCAAUCAUCUUACCAAAUUGUUGUUGUAAUUUGUUUAUACAAUGCAAGUACUACUUUUGCAUAGUGUAAACCGGAUAUCCGUACACACACACACAUAUACACUAAGCGACUUAAUUGAAUAGGAAAUAAAUAUAGGAAUAAUAAAUCUCUACUAUCAUCAUCACACAUAAUAUAUGUUUAAUCAAAUCGAUACAAUCGAUAUUUUCA